Molecule: messenger RNA, 3510 nt
Organism: Symbiodinium sp. CCMP2456
Lineage: Eukaryota; Dinophyceae; Suessiales; Symbiodiniaceae
Source: the annotation of a GenBank genome assembly
AUGGACAAGCGCCUCCCACACCGGAUCAGGGACAUUCGACUGCAGCUGCAGGCGUCUGGCAAGACUGCCACUGCCGACGGUGUGAAGGAUGAGCUGUGCAAAAACUUCACUGAGUAUGGCAGAUUAAAGCAGCAAGCCCUCAGGAAGCUGGUGCUGCAAGAGCUGAGUACCCCGUUGCCGGCCACCGAAACAUGUGGCACCGAAAGCCGCGAGUGUCAAGAUGCGCCGACUGCUGGCCCUCCGAAGAAGAAACGCCGGAAGGAUGCAAAAAUUGCUCCUCAGGACACAGCCUUUCCAGACCGGCCUCUCAAAGAAAAGGAGGGGAUGAACGAGUCGAUGCGGCGGCUUUACGCUCAAGGACCUGCGAGUGCGACGGCGACGGCGCGUGCGCCGGACGAGAAGGUCGAGGGUGCCUCUCGGCGUGUCCGAGAGAAGGCUAUGGCUGCAGCCCGCCGCGAGCAAGGACUGCCGGAACCGCGCGGCUCCGGUUUUCAACCAGAGGAACGGCCUGAGGAAAGGCUUGAGGAUCUCGGAGGCGUCGACGAGAUUCUCAUGGACUUACGCCAGCUUGUCGUUCAGCCUCUUAGCCACCCGGAGGUUUUUCAGCACCUUGGUGUCCAGCCUCCGACUGGGGUUCUUCUUUUUGGACCGCCAGGGUGUGGAAAGACCAAGAUCGCUCAUGCCAUCGCCGGUACGACUGGGGUCCCGUUCUUCAAGAUCGCCGCCACGGAAAUUGUGUCAGGCAUGUCUGGUGAGUCGGAAGCGAAGAUCCGCCAGCUUUUCCAGGCUGCCAUGGCCGCGGCCCCAAGUCUGAUCUUCCUGGACGAGGUAGAUGCCAUCACGCCCAAGCGUGACUCUGCGGGUCGUGAGAUGGAGCGCCGCAUUGUGGCUCAACUUCUCACAUGCCUCGAUGAGCUUCAGAAGGCCAAUGUCGUUGUCCUUGGGGCUACAAACCGACCCGAUGCCCUUGACCCAGCUCUCAGGCGGGCAGGGCGCUUCGACCGUGAGAUCGCCAUGGGCAUACCAGACGAGGCCGCGCGUGCCCGAAUUCUGGAGAAGAUGGUGACGGGCAUGCGCCUGGCAGAAAACUUGGAUCUGCAAUUCUUGGCGAAGAAGACGGCAGGAUUUGUAGGUGCAGACCUGUCGGCUUUGACGAAGGAGGCGGCUCUUGGAGCCGUCCAGCGGGCAUUUUCUGGACUGCAGUCCCAAAGGAGUGAGCAGUGCCAGCAGAGCGAGCCGAAGGAGUCCUCCGACACGUCGCUUCUCCGGCCGUACACUGCAGAAGAGAUGGCGAAUCUGGCAAUCGAUGCUGCAGACUUCACAGAAGCACUCGCCAGAGUCCAGCCGUCGGCGCGGCGUGAAGGCUUCUCAACCAUUCCAGACGUGAAGUGGGAGGAUGUCGGCGCACUGCAGGAGGUCCAAGCCGACAUGGACGCCGCGGUCUGCGAGCCGAUUCGACAGGCGGAGCUCUUCAGAGAGCUUGGCACGUCGGCAUCUCAGAAGUUGCAGGACACCUUUGCGGUGGAUCUAUACCCGGCACCGCUGAUCAAGUGGCACCCAUCUGUCGAGCAGCAUGAGUCUCUCGUCAUGGAUGCGGAGAAGCGUGGCUUGAUCAACAAGCCAAAACAGCCGGUGCAUGCCCGAAGCACUUCAAACACAACUACAAAGAUUGGAAGCCAGGAUGAGGAGCUGACAGUGCGGCUCAAAGCAGCGAUUGCGUUAGAACCGCCUGUUGAGCCCUCGGGUGGCUACCGAGCCACAGCUUUCUAUCAGAGCGAGGGCUUGGAACCGCGUGAAAGGCGGAAAUGUCAGCCGAAGCAGGCUGCCGAAAGCAAGUAUGGUAAGAAGCUGCACGAUUGUUUUUUGGAGGCCCAAUUUCGCAUACCGUACAACUCCCGUGAGCAGUUUGUCAAGGUGGCAGUGUAUGCGGUGGCUGACGGUGCGGAUGUGCCAGUUGGUGAAGCCACAGUGCCCAUUGCGGACCCAAAGUCCGAGACCAUGACUGGCUGGCGACUUAUGCAGGACUUCGAAGAGACCGGGGAGGUCGAGCUCCAAGUGGUCUUCCCCGGAGAUGAUGUUUCAGUAGCAGAAACAGCCGAUAAGUCGACUGAAAGCUAUGACCUGGAAGCAAAGUACGCCUCCGUGGCUUCAAAGUCUGUGGUUGAAUCUGUGGGUGAGCUGCAGUCGAAGCAAGAGUCCGCUGAAUCGAUGGUCCCAGAACCUACGAGUCACAUGUCGGACACGCCUGUGGAGAAGGGGGUGGAGUCCAUGGAUGCUUCCUUCUUCGCCCUCAAUGCCGGUGACAAGGCUCAGGUCUACUCCAAGUCGACUGGGGCUUGGGUGGUCGCCUCCAUUGUGCACGUGGACCAUGCUCGUAGUGAGCUCAUCGUUCAACACGGCGAGCAUCGGAAAGUGGUAAAUCUCAGGUCGCACAACCUUGCAGACUUCUUCCGGCCAUGGGAAGCACUGGAUAGCCCAAGCUUGUCUGGUGUGAGACUGGGAUCGGGGGUGGAGGUUUACUCACAAAGCGCUGGUCGAUGGAGCGCUGGCGAGGUCUCUCGCGUAGACCUGCAGCGACAGGAGGACCUUGAAAAAUACUUCCGUCAGAAACAGGAAGAAGUGCCGAGCUCACCCACGACACCUUCUGCCGAAAUUCCACAAAACGGGGUGCAAGGUCUCACUGUUCCAGUGGGCGUGCUUCUUUUUGGGCCGCCUGGUUGUGGCAAAACCCUGCUUGCAAAGGCAACUGCCAAUCAGAGUGGUGCCAACUUCAUUGCCGUGAAGGGCCCGGAGUUGCUGAACAAGUAUGUGGGUGAGUCGGAACGAGCUGUUCGGCUUGUGUUCCAGCGAGCCAGAAGCUCUUCUCCGUGUGUCAUUUUCUUCGACGAGCUCGAUGCGCUGGUGCCGAGGAGGUCUGCCGAGGGCACGGGCUCGUCAGAACGCGUCGUGAACCAAAUGCUCACCGAAAUGGACGGCGUGCAGUCGCGCUCGCAGGUUUAUGUCAUCGCUGCCACGAAUCGGCCGGACAUUGUGGAUCCUGCAAUGCUGCGGCCAGGCCGUUUAGACCGACUUCUUUACGUGCCUUUCCCGUCUGCUGUCGGUCGGCUAGAAAUCCUCCAGACGCACAUGAGGAAGCUGCCGUUGGCCGCCGAUGUGGAUCUGCAAAGAGUCGCAGAGGACGCUGAUGGCUUCAGUGGCGCUGACCUGGCGUCCUUGGCCCGUGAAGCUGCGAUGCUGGCAAUCCGGGAUGCGGCUGCUGCUGCGACCAGGAUCUCCGCGAGCGCUUCUGGCAAUGGCUCUGCAGGAGAUCCCAAGACACAGGAGAAGGAAAAGUCUCUCGCUGCUGCUGCCGGUGUGCAGGUGACGGCCGACCUUUUGUGGAAGGCCAGGAGCCGCGUCCAACCUUCGGUCAGCCAGCAGGAGCGGCGGGAGUACGAGCAGCUCGCAGCUCGCUUGUGUGGUUGGCGAUCAGCUGGAGGGCGAGCAGCCGCCGGAGCCAAAGUGACCUAG